Molecule: messenger RNA, 5448 nt
Organism: Oryzias melastigma (Indian medaka)
Lineage: Eukaryota; Metazoa; Chordata; Actinopteri; Beloniformes; Adrianichthyidae
Gene: sorcs2
Product: sortilin-related VPS10 domain containing receptor 2
Exons: 27
Coding region: 57-3569 (1170 amino acids)
Cellular component (GO): membrane
Molecular function (GO): protein binding
Source: RefSeq, a predicted model, not a curated record
GGACGAAUGAACGCGCGCAUCCGUCUGCAGCUCCUGCUGCAGCUGCAGGACAGCAGAUGGCACCGCUGCGCCGUGCUGUGGAUGGCGCUUGGCACGGACACGCGUCCACGUUGUCCACACUCCUUCCCCCUCUCUAUCACUCUCUCUCCUUCACCACACACCUCUCUAUCUCCCACAGCAUCAGCAGCAUCUCCAUCAGUCUCCGCGCUACUACGGAGUACAGCAUGGCACCUCUGCGCGCUGGCAAGCCGUCCGCCGCCGCGGCCGCCGCCGCGCGGCUCCUCUUCUUCUUCACGCUGGCCGCCUCGGCCUGGAUGUCACCCGCGCGCUCCCACGGCGUGGCUUUAAACCGGCAGGAUUUGGGAGGUGGAGGAGGAGGCUCCCCGCUGGGCUCGGACGCGCGCGGGACCUCAGCCCGCCUCCGGAGAGCGCUGUCCCGGGAUAAACAGCUCUCCCUGCUGAGCAGCUCGUUCGUGCUCAAGGGGGACGCGACCCACAACCAGGCGAUGGUCCACUGGACAGGAGAGAACAGCAGCGUCAUCCUGAUCCUGACUAAAUACUACCACGCUGAUUCCACAAAGGUGCUGGAGAGCUCGCUGUGGAGGUCAUCAGACUACGGCACAACCUACACCAAACUAAACCUGAUGCCAGGGACAACCAUCGUGGUGACGAGUUUCUACAUCUGUCCCAGUAACAAGAAAAAGGUGAUUCUGGUGGGCUCGUCCAUAAAUGAGCGUGAUCAGAUGCUCUUCAUCAGCACAGACGAGGGCUCCUCCUUCCAGCGGCAAAUGAUCGACUUCACGCCGGAGACGCUCCUGUUCCAUCCCAAAGAGGAGGACAAGGUGCUGGCCUACUGCAAAGAGGGCAGGCUCUUUGCGUCCUCAGAUCUGGGCCGUAAAUGGACUUUACUGCAGGAGAGGGUGACCAAGGACAGAGUCUUCUGGUCUGUUUCCGGUGUGGAUGUGGAUCCCGAUCUGGUCCACAUGGAGAUUCAGGAUGCCAGUGGAGGUAACCUGUACGUCACCUGUCACAUCCAGAACUGCUCAGAGAAGAUGGUGACAGCUCAGUUCCUCGGGAAAAUUGAUCGUAACUCUCUGCUGGUGCAGGAUGACUACAUAUUUGUGAAGGUCACCACAGGAAAUCGGACUAAACACUACGUCUCCUAUCGGCGCAACGAGUUUGUCCAGAUGAGGUUCCCCAAGUACGCAUUACCAAAGGACGUGCAGAUAGUGAGUACGGAUGAGAACCAGGUCUUCCUGGCCCUGCAGGAGUGGUACCAGUCCGACACCUAUAACCUGUACCAGUCCGACCCCCAAGGCGUGUACUACUCCCUGGUCCUGGAGAACGUGCGCAGUGCCAAGCAGCCAGAGGAGAACGUGCUCAUCGACGUCCUGGAGGUACGUGGAGUUAAAGGAGUCUUCUUGGCCAACCAGAAGGUCGACGGUAAAGUGAGGACGCUCAUCACCUACAGCAAAGGACGCAACUGGGAGCCACUGGCGCCCCCCACCACCGACAUGAACAACAAACCCGUCAGCUGUAAAGCGCCGGAUUGUCAGCUCCACCUCCACCUGCGCUGGGCCGACAAUCCUUACGUGUCUGGAACGGUUCACACCAAAGACUCGGCGCCCGGCCUCAUCAUGGGAGCUGGAAACAUCGGCUCCAAACUCAUCGAGUAUAAGGAGGAGAUGUACGUCACUUCAGACUGUGGGAAGACGUGGAGACAGGUCUUCGAGGAGGAACAUCACAUCCUUUACCUGGACCACGGUGGAGUCAUCGUUGCCAUCAAGGACACGUCUAUUCCUCUGAAGAUACUCAAGUUCAGCAUCGACGAAGGUCGGACGUGGAGCAUUCAUAACUUCACCACCACCUCCGUGUUUGUCGACGGACUCCUGAGCGAACCGGGAGACGAGACUCUGGUCAUGACCGUGUUCGGACACAUCAGCUACAGGUCCGACUGGGAGCUGGUCAAAGUGGACUUCAGGCAGUCGUUUUCUCGCCAGUGCGCUGACUCGGAUUACGAGUCCUGGGGACUCACAGACCUGCAGGGAGAGAGGUGCAUUAUGGGUCGGGAGCAGACGUUCAGGAAGAGGAAGGACACGUCUUUCUGCAUUAAAGGAAAAAGCUUCACGUCAGUCCUCAGCAGCAAACCCUGCAGCUGCACAGAGAAGGACUUCAGCUGUGACUUUGGUUUCGAGCGCUCCCACACGGAGGCGGAUCGCUGCUUUGCUGACUUCUGGUUCGACCCCGACUCCCCUCCUGAGGACUGCCAUCUGGGACAGAACUACGAGUCCAGCACCGGCUACAGGAAGGUCAUCUCCAACACAUGUGAAGGAGGACUAAACCAGCAGCAGAGCUCCAAGAAGCACAGCUGCCCCCUGCUGGCCCCCAGGCGGCUGCAGGUGGGGAUCAAAGGUCAGAUGCUGGCGGUCGCUCCAGGUGACGACAUCACCUUCAUCAUCCAUCAGGAGCAGGGCGACACCAGCAGCACCAAGUACCAGGUGGAUCUGGGCGACGGCGUCCGGGCCAUCUACCAGAACCUGACGGUGACGGACGAGCCCAUCCAGCACCGCUACGAAACCCCGGGCGUGUACAAAGUCACCGUGAAGGCGGAGAACGGCGCCGGCCAUGACGAGGCCACCAUGUACAUCCAGGUCACAGCUCCUCUGCAUGAAGUGCACCUGGAAGUGGUUCCCAUCGCGAGAAGGAACCAGGAAGUCAACCUGACAGCUGUGGUUCUGCCGGCUGAGGCCAAUCUGACCGUCUUUUACUGGUGGAUCGGAGACAACCUACAGCCGGUUCUGACUCUGCAGAACAGCCUUCUGACUCGCUUCCCAAACACCGGAGAAGUGUCUGUGACGGUCCAGGCUUCCAACGGCAGAUCCAUGGUCAAGGACACCCGCAUCGUCAGAGUCUAUGAUAAAUUCCACAUCAUCCCGGUCAGCUUCAGCAGAAACCUGGACCGCUACAACCCCAACAUCCCAGAGUGGAGGGACGACGUCGGCCAGGUGGUCUCCAAAAUUCUGUCCAAGUCCACAGGCGUCCCUCAGGAGUCCCUGGUGACGGUGGUGAAGGCGGGCCUUCCCACCACGGCUGACCUCUACAUCCUCUCAGCAGACAGCACAGCAGCCCAGACCAGCAUGGCCGUCGAUAAGCACAUUCCAGCCGUUCUUCAAGCUUUCAGCAGCAACAACAUCAGCUUCAUGAUCCGAGGAGGCCAGCGAGUGUCGGCCAUGUUGGCCGACCCAAACUCAGGCUACCGCGGGGCAGCUGGAGGGCCUGGAGUUUGGGCCUUAGCUGUCAUCUUCCUCAUCAGCAUCAUCGCCACCAGCUCCUUCAUCCUCUACAAGUUCAAGAGGAAGCUGCGUGGGAACCACAGCAUCUACGCUCAGAUGCACAACGAGAAGGAGCAGGAGAUGACCAGCCCCGUCAACCACAGCGAGGACACCCAGCACAUCAUCCAAGGCGACGAGUUCAUCGACGACGACCUGGACACGCACACUCUAGGUAACGCCGGAGGGAGCCCCACCUUCCGCUCCCUUAUAAGGACUACCACUAACCACUGCUACUAAACCCGAGCCACUAACACCAGCCGCUCGCACUCACCAAGGUAACCACUCAGGUGUCGUCCUUCGCAUCAACUCCAGAGAACUGCAAAGCUACGUGACCAGCUGAUGGCUGCCAUGGCGGCCCCCCCAUGAGCUGAUCCAGCCUCACCGAGCCAGUUGAUGAGCACACUGCACCCCCCCACCCCAUCUCUGCGUCUCACCUCACCCCCCCCGCCUUCACACCAGCUUUGGACUUCAGCUCUCAGGCGUGUUAUAGAAACUCUAAAGGAAUUUGUCCUGGUUUUUACGUACUUCAAGUGUUUCAGACGGGAAGCUUCAGCUCACAAAUGCUAAUGAAAUACGAUCCUCUCAAAAGCCGCACAAUGAGGUUUUUAAGAAUAUUUCCAUCUUUUCUUCGUUCCCUCCCCAAGUCUCUCUUUGACGGCAAUAAUGAUUUCAGUGGAAUGUAGAGGAUCCACUCCUGUGGAACUGCAUGCAAACACCAGAGGGCGCUGUUGCACUUUCCUGGGUUCCCUGCUGCCAGGCGGGCUCUUCAUGUCAGCUUCUUCCUUCAGCCCAGACUCCCUCCUGUUUCAGUCAUGCUAUCGGGGGGUUUCUGCAGAACCAGAACCGCCCCGCGUCUGUCUCACGGUGCCUCAAACAGCAGAAGUCCUUCUGCUCGGUGUCCGGAAGGUUCUUUGUGAAACGGCUCCAGACCCGCUGGGUGGGAGCGAGGCUUCGGAGACGAAGGUCGUCCCCCGGGAGAAAAGAGGAGGAGGGGGCGACGGAUUCCUUUAUCAGCCUAUAUUAGGCAAGCCUGCAGUGAAACAGUCUCCUUUCAGAGUUUGGUCCGUUGUGUGUACAUGUGUAAAUAGGAACUCUGUACAUAAUCCUGUUGAUAUGUGUGUGUGAGUGUUUUACACUAAUACCAAAAGAAGUGACCCCUCCCCCUCUGGACUUCAGACGGAUGUUUUCUCUCACGUCACACGUCUUCAUGUUUGUGUUCCACCUGGAGGACUCUUCUGUUUGUGCGAACACUGGUCUGCUUUCUGUUGACAUGUUUUUGGUUAGUUUGCACCGAUGGUGUUAGCAUCUCACCACCUGUGGAAGAGACCCUUCAGGUCGUCUCUCUGGGCUGGACCUCACUGGACUGCAACAAACCACCACAUCUCCAGGAGUGAGAAUGUUGUUCUUAAAAAGUGGGAAGAAAUCUCUGCUGUUACAGAUCAGUGAGGCUCGCCUCACCUCGUGUACAUACGUUGUCCACGUUCGGUUUUGUUGUGAUGUGUUGUCAUGGUGACAGAUCGGCCUCUAGACGAGGGGAAAGUGGGGGGUUGUGAUCUUUCGGUGUAAUGGUGACGGAGUUUGACACAGAACCCAACCAGCAGGGCCGAGUGGACCCCAUACGGUUUCAAAGUGAGUAGAAGAUGUGGACCCCCAAUGGGUUUGUCUGAGGUUUCUGUGGUGGCCCACCUGUGGCUGCCCACAUUAGCUUAAAGCGGGUACUCAGUGGGUAGCUCGCUACACUAGCCAGCCGCCUAGUGGACACCGGAGCUCGCUGUAGAGGAGCUCACUAGCAUGCUGCAGCGGAACUUGCUAACAUACUCCAGUAGAGCUCACUAGCACACAAUGCUUUCCACUAGGGGGCGGCUAGCGUAGCGACCUAACCCACCGAGUCCACUACUUAACACUUGUGGAGCCACCACAGGAACUAUGGACAAACCCAAUCGGGACCCAGAUUUUCGGCCCACUUUGAAACCAUUUGGGGUCCACUUGACCCUGUUGGCUGGGAGAAUCAUUUCUAUGGUCACUGGUCCCGCCUGUUGACUGUAUAUGAGAACUGGACUGAGUGACCCCUCCCCCCUUCCUAAACAGGAAGUACAUGCUGGCUCCAAGAAGGUAA